Prorocentrum cordatum is the source of this 2979-nucleotide messenger RNA. The record is from the annotation of a GenBank genome assembly. Lineage: Eukaryota; Dinophyceae; Prorocentrales; Prorocentraceae.
AUGCACCUGGAGUGUCUCCUCCUUGACAGCGACACCGCUUGCGUCGGGUGCAUCCAGUUCGUCUUCGAGGAGCUUCCUGGCAUGAUGUUCUCGGAUGCCGUGGGGUACUCGUCCAUGGGUGUCAUGGACCAGCUGUUCGAGGGCGGGGCUUCUCCAAUUGAUGUUGCCAACUCGCCGCCUACAGGCGCUAGCGGCAUGGCCGUCAGGCAGGAGGCGUCCGUCGGACACGAGCUCUAUAUCAAAGUGCUGGCGCUGAGCAGCAACGACGUCAUGAAGGAGUUCGGCAAGCUUCCCAAGACUCUCGGUCUCAGGGGCGUCAUCGUCUGCCAGCGGCCGUCCCCCAUGGUAGUUUACCCGUUCAAGAUGAUCCAAGAUCGGAAGGGCGCUUACCCGACGCUGAAGAUAUUCCAUCGAAAUUCCAUGGGCUCCCAGGUCACCUACACUAAGGACGGAGCGAAGGAGUUGAUGAAGGGCCACAGCGAUAUGUUGCUUGCGGCAACGGCGAACAAAGUCGGCACAGGCGGCGACGAGGAGGGCCAGGUCACUUUCAACCAGGGCAUACACUCUGCUAUUCCGACCUUCCAGUCCAUCAAGGACCGCCGCGACGCACUGAACGCCAAGUCCCAGAAGCGGUUCGGCAAGCAGAAAUCUGGCGCGAUCGACGAGGUGCAUUUAGAUGAGGAGGGGAAUCAGCAUGGGAGGUCUGCCUCCAAGGGUCAGCGCGCGACCGAGGAGGAGGUCCUGAACCCAAAUAUGUCUGGCACGGUCGAGUAUUGGAUUUGGGAGCUGAAGUUUGAACGGGCCUUCAACGACUGCAAGAACGGGCGCGCGGAAAACCAAGCCAAGAUCUUGCUGCCGAAGAUCAGCGGCAACGACCGCAAGAACUUGCAGAUCCACCUGGACCUCUACACCAUGGCGAAGUGCUUCAGCCCCACUGAGUGCAAGAACCACGAUAACACUGAGCUCACGGCGAAGUGGAAGGAGCUGAAGAAGGCAGGCGCCACCUUCACGAAGUUCUGCUUGAAGGGCUUAUCCAAGAGGUACGUCAACCAACUUUGGAAGACUGUCGACGAUUCCGAUACCGACAUUUCCGCGAAGAGGGAUGCCAUGAGGAAGAUGCUUACCGCCACCGCUCCGUGGGACUCUGACGUCGCGGCCGCGCGCAACAUCGACCCGUGUUCCGUGAAGCUGGUCCAGGCUUGCGAGGAUGAUUCGGAGAUCGCCGAGUAUUUCAUGGAGUGGGUUUUCAGCGACACCUUCCAACUUUGGAUCAGCGCGGGCAACUCCAGGGCAAAGGACGUGCUUAUGUUUGUGGAGGAGGCCAUCGCUCUCUGGGACACGCUUCCAGAAGACGCGGUCUUGGGGGAGGAACCUGCGUUGUGCCUUCUCCAAGCCAACACCGUUGCUCGCCUCCUCCAGGCGUUGAGCGCAGACAGCUUGCCGCAGGACCUGAACCUGGACAUCUUCGAUAGCCUGGCCGCGGUGGAGAGCGAGGCCAAGCGGACUACGGGAGGGCAGACCGUCCUGAGGAUCGCUGGGCAGGCGUUGAUGACGUCGGCAGGGGACUACUGGCAGAAAAAGCUCGACUGGGCCAACCAGCAUGCGACGUCGCUCCAAGAGCACGGCGGCGCUUUACAGCAGGCGGCUUCGGACUUGACGGCGGUGUCCACCACCUCCGUGCCCAACAAGACGAUCGGCGAGCGCAUGCUGAGCAUCGCGAAGGAGAUCCCCUACUGGGAGGCGCGGAUGUACGAGGGCGUGUCCGACAUCGUGAAGGCAAUCUUGCUCGAGAAGGCGACCAAGUUGCGCGAUUUGCUGGUGGCGGGCGGCGCCAGGGGCGCCGCCGCCGCCGUCGCUGAUGCCGAAGCGCCCGAUGAGAGCCCCUCGGCAGUCCUGGCCGUCUUCAAGGACCUCUUCAAGGAAAUGUCGUCCAUCUUCCCAGCCGAUGAGCACGUCGAGAAGUCGGCGCAGGACAUCCACAGCAGGCUUUUGGACGUGGACCUUGCCAGCAAGCACGACCUCGUGAUGCAGGCCGUGCGCGAGUGGGAGCCCUCUGGUGACAAGACGCGUCGCCUCCGCGAUGCGCUCCACGACUGCCGCGCCAAGGAGUUGCCAGACGAUGUCCGUGAGCCUUGCUACAAGCUGUUCGAGGGCAUCGUGAGGACGGCAGUUGACAAUUCGCCCCAGGGCCCGAUGAUCCCCGUCGACGGCUCGGUGUUCGACACGUUGGAGUUUCUCGCGGGCCACGCGCCCCAGCCCCACACCGACGCGUGCACGAAGGUCUCGGCGAUGGUGAACGCGGCGUGGAGGGCGCUGGUUGCUUUCAAGAAGGUGCAGGACGCUACGAGCGAACAUGCAGCUGAGGCUGCUCCGCCCAGCUCCGAGGUGGUCGAUGGCAUGGUGAAGGACCUGGUCAGGGCGCUCCAGAAGUACAAGUCGACCGCGAAGCCGACGCUGCUGGAUCGGUUCGCCCCUGGUGCAUCAGAGCUGCUGGGCGCCAGGAUCGAUGCUGCCAAGGAGUUCGUGAAGCAGAAUGGUAGCAGCAGCGUGGCGGCGAUCCAGUCCAACAUCACGAGCAAGAUGACGACGCUGAGGCAGAUGAUCAAGGAGUCCCCCCACAUGGACGAGUACGAGAAGGUCUGCAUGUCGGCCACCGCUCUGCCGCCGAUCCUGCAGGUCGCGAAAAAGGGACUGACAGACGCGAACACGGGGGACUGGCUCGAGAGGUGCGCGCAGAUCGAGGGCGAGGUCGAGCAGCUCCGCGCGAAGGCGGGCGAGUACGGCAUCACUGUGCAGACGGAAGACAUCAAGACCAUCGAGGGCGCCGUGUCAGAGAUCAGGGCGGCGUGCAUCAGCAUCGAGCUGUGCAGUCACUUUGGCGACGCAGAGCUGGCGAAGAUCAGGAAGUACGCGCUCGAGCCCAAGUCCAUGCCAGAGCCGAUCGUGAAUCGCUAUCGCGAUGGCCUGAAGAUGAAGUGA